AUGGGGUUAGAAAAUAAUAGACUUGUUAGAAAAUAUAUCAAUUUUGAUGAAAAAACUGAAGGUUCAACCACUUUAGCUAUCCUUAUUGGAUUAUUUGCUGCUUUAGGUGGUGUUUUAUUUGGUUAUGAUACUGGUACUAUAGUAACAAUGCCAUAUGUCUUGAAAACUUUUCCUGAAGAUAAUCCAGGUUUAAAUGGUGAAGAAGGUGUAUUUUCAUCAAGUGAACAUUCAUUAAUUGUUUCAAUUUUAUCAGUUGGUACAUUUUUCGGUGCCUUGGGUGCUCCAUUAUUAUCUGAUACUAUAGGUCGUCGUUGGACUUUAAUUAUUGGUUCUGCAAUUGUUUUCAAUUUUGGUAUAAUUUUACAAACUGCUGCAACAAAUAUUAAUUUAUUAGUUGCUGGUAGAGUCUUUGCAGGAUUAGGUGUUGGUAUUAUUUCUGCUUGUAUCCCAUUAUAUCAAGCUGAAACUGUUCCUAAAUGGAUUCGUGGUGCUAUUACUGCAGUUUAUCAAUUUGCAAUUACAAUUGGAUUAUUUUUAGCUGCAAUUAUUAACCAGGGGACUCAUAAGAUUGAUAAUACUGCUUCAUAUAGAGUUCCAAUUGCUAUUCAAUUUUUAUGGUCUUUAAUUAUUACAACUGGUAUGAUUUUUUUACCUGAAACUCCAAGAUUUUAUGUUUCAAAAGGUCGUAAUGAUGAAGCUGCAGCAUCAUUAUCCAAGAUUAGAAGAUUACCAAUUGAUCAUCCUGCUUUAACUGAUGAAUUGGGUGAAAUUAUUGCAAAUUUUGAAUUUGAAAAUUUACAUGGUAAAAGUGGUUGGUUAGAUUGUUUUAAAACUAAAAAUCAUCAAUUAAAAAGAUUAUUUACAGGUGUUUUCAUUCAAGCUUUCCAACAAUUAACUGGUAUAAAUUUUAUUUUUUAUUUUGGUACAACUUUUUUCAAAAAUUCUGGUAUUGAAAAUGAAUUUUUAAUUCAAGUUGCAACAAAUAUUGUUAAUGUCUUUAUGACAAUUCCUGGUAUUUUACUUAUUGAAGUUCUUGGUCGUAGAACUUUAUUAAUGAUUGGUGCUGCUGGGAUGUGUGUUUCUGAGUUAUUAGUUGCAAUAAUUGGUGUUGCAGCAUCAUCAGAUUCAAGUAAUAAAGCAUUAAUUGCAUUUACAUGUAUAUUUAUAUCAUUUUUUGCUUCAACAUGGGGUUGUUUAGCUUGGGUUGUUUGUGGUGAAAUUUUCCCAUUAAGAACUAGAGCAAAAUCAGUUGCAAUGUCUGUUGCAUCAAAUUGGUUAUGGAAUUUUGCUAUAGCAUAUGCAACACCAUAUUUAGUUGAUGAUGUUGAUGGAUCAGCAAGGUUAGGUGUUAAAGUGUUUUUCAUUUGGGGUGGAUGUAAUUUCCUUUGUUUCUUUUUUGCAUAUUUCUUUGUUUAUGAAACUAAAGGUUUAUCAUUGGAAAGUGUUGAUGAAUUAUAUGAAACAAUUCCUCGUGCAUGGCAAUCUAAAGGCUUUAAACCAACAGAAAAUAAAUUUUCAAAAGAAUUGGGUCAUCAACAUGGUGGUAGUGUUCUUGAAGCUGGAAGUGGUGAUGAAUUAGCUGAAAAGGCACAAAUUACAAAUGUUGAACGUUUACCAACUGGUCAAGAUUCUGUUUAG
Molecule: messenger RNA, 1638 nt
Organism: Hansenula ciferrii
Lineage: Eukaryota; Fungi; Ascomycota; Saccharomycetes; Phaffomycetales; Wickerhamomycetaceae
Product: sugar porter family MFS transporter
Exons: 2
Coding region: 1-1638 (545 amino acids)
Biological process (GO): carbohydrate transport; transmembrane transport
Cellular component (GO): membrane
Molecular function (GO): carbohydrate:proton symporter activity
Source: RefSeq, a predicted model, not a curated record